CUAAACUAAACCGUGUCAAUCCAUUCUACUAAUUUUGAUCUACUUUCACCUCUUCAUUAAUGUCAAGUCCAGGGGCGACAGGUAAUGCAGCGGAUAGUUCAGGAGCUACCGUAUAUAUCAUUGUGAUAGUAGUGGUCGUUGUUGUAAAAGUAUCCAUCUUAGUAUACGUAUGCCAUAAAAGAGAGCAAACAGGAAGCAACAACAAUGUUUACCCAGACUCUCAGUUUUUGACACUAACCAUGGAUAGAUUCCUCAACGACAUGGAAAGGGAGAAGCCCAUCAGAUUUACCUCCCAGCAGCUACGCAUUGCCACCGAUAAUUUCACCAACUUACUAGGUUCGGGUGGCUUUGGAGCUGUUUAUAAAGGAAUCUUUAGUAAUGGAACCAUGGUGGCUGUCAAAGUCCUGUAUGGAAAUUCUGAUAAAAGGAUAGAGGAACAGUUCAUGGCGGAAGUGAGUACAAUCGGAAGAGUUCACCAUUUUAAUCUGCUUCGACUUUAUGGCUUCUGCUUCGAGAGGAAUCUGAGAGCUCUUGUAUAUGAAUACAUGAAAAAUGGUUCACUCGACAAGUUCUUAUUCGGUGAGGACAAGAAACUGGGUUUCCAACGGCUUCAGGCCAUCGCAGUUGGCACUGCCAAAGGCAUUGCUUACUUGCAUGAAGAAUGCCAGCAGCGGAUUAUCCACUACGACAUAAAACCAGGGAAUAUUCUCUUGGAUGCCAAUUUCUUCCCUAAAGUGGCGGAUUUCGGAUUGGCCAAGCUUUGCAACAGGGAUAACACUCAUGUCACAAUGACCGGAGGAAGGGGCACUCCGGGAUAUGCAGCACCUGAGCUCUGGAUGCCAUAUCCUAUUACACAUAAAUGUGAUGUUUACAGCUUUGGGAUGCUACUGCUUGAGAUCAUUGGGAAGAGAAGGAACCUUGACAGGAACCUUCCCGAAAGCCAAGAAUGGUUUCCGAUGUGGGUGUGGAAAAAGGUUGAGAGUGGAAGCGUUGUUGAGUUGAUGAUGGUGUGCGGAGUAGAUGAGGAGGACAGAGAUAUGGGGGAGAGAAUGGUGAAAACAGCUUUGUGGUGCAUUCAACAUCGGCCGGAUUCUAGGCCUUGGAUGAGCAUGGUGGUGAAAAUGUUGGAAGGAGCAACGGAGAUUCAUUCCCCUCCAAAUCCUUUUGCAGCAUUUUUGUUGGAAUCCGGUGCCCCUAAUAAGAAUAAUUCAACUCGCACAACGUGGACCGAUACCUCUUGUGAUUCGGGAUUGUCAAGUUCUAAUCUAAUAUGUGCGACUCCUGUAAUGAGACAAUAUGGAAUUGAAAUGGCCUCCUCCUAGCCAAUUAUCUAAUGAAACCCAGUCUCGCUAUUUGUGUCACUCUUUAAGUCUCUUACGAAUUAACCCUCAAGUCCAAUGUAAUUAGAUAGAAAUGGUAGCUUUCAAGUAAUUAUUGCUGUCAUAAACUACAAGUUUAGAGCAGUAUUUGUGCUUUCAA
Molecule: messenger RNA, 1479 nt
Organism: Hibiscus syriacus
Lineage: Eukaryota; Viridiplantae; Streptophyta; Magnoliopsida; Malvales; Malvaceae
Product: rust resistance kinase Lr10-like
Exons: 2
Coding region: 60-1322 (420 amino acids)
Biological process (GO): protein phosphorylation
Molecular function (GO): ATP binding; protein kinase activity
Source: RefSeq, a predicted model, not a curated record